AUGACGAGAACCCCUCGUUCAGCUCCUUCACCAGAACCUGCACCCGCUCCUACACCUGCACCCGCUCCUACACCUGCACCAGCUACCACCCCGCCACCCGCCACCACCUUUACCACCAUCACAGCUCGGCUAGGAAACCUGUUCCUCUGGCGGUCUGAUCAUGCAGGGCCACCCGUUGUCGAUGUUCCUUUUGCGCAGGGUGUACAGUGUAACGCUGCAGUGGGUGCUCCUGAGAGUGACGAUUCCUUGAUACGUGAUGAAGAUCAUCAUGGACCUCCUUCACCGGACCCCAAUUCACACCAACAGCAGCAACAGCAACCAGCAGCAGUUCAGGUAAUGACUACAUCCUCAUUUCGCGUCAUCAUCCAUGGCUAA
Messenger RNA from Suillus subaureus, 375 nucleotides. RefSeq lists its product as uncharacterized. The record is from RefSeq and is a predicted model, not a curated record. The transcript has 3 exons. NCBI's taxonomy places the organism in Eukaryota, Fungi, Basidiomycota, Agaricomycetes, Boletales, Suillaceae. The coding region runs from base 1 to 375 and encodes 124 amino acids.